Messenger RNA from Talaromyces proteolyticus, 1323 nucleotides. RefSeq names its product putative oxidoreductase. The transcript is spliced from 3 exons. The record is from RefSeq and is a predicted model, not a curated record. Bases 1 to 1323 code for a protein of 440 amino acids. Lineage: Eukaryota; Fungi; Ascomycota; Eurotiomycetes; Eurotiales; Trichocomaceae. Gene Ontology annotation, molecular function: NAD binding; oxidoreductase activity; NADP binding.
AUGGCUUCUGGAAAGCCUGCCAUUGGCUUCGUUGGCCUCGGUGCCAUGGGAUUUGGAAUGGCCACAAAUCUUGUCAGGCAAGGAUAUCCAGUCAAGGGUUACGAUGUCUUUCCGGCAUCUGUCGAGCGUUUCAAAGGAGCUGGUGGUAUUCCUGCCGCUUCAUUGAAGGAGUCUGCCGAGGGGAACCCGUACUAUGUCUGCAUGGUUGCGUCUGCUCCUCAAGUACAAGAAGUCCUGUUCAAUGAACAAACAGGAAUUAUAAAUGUACUUCCUAAAAAUUCGACGUUCCUCCUCUGCUCUACAGUACCAUCUGCAUACGCCCAAUCUGUCGAGAAAGAGCUUAAGGCACGCGGCCGCGAUGAUAUAUUCUUCAUCGAUAGCCCUGUAUCAGGUGGCGCUAGCCGAGCAGCUGAUGGUACUUUGUCGAUAAUGGCUGGUGGGAGUGACGCUGCGUUGGAGAAUGGAAAAUUAAUUCUUCAAGAAAUGUCAGAUCCAAAGAAACUAUACCUCGUCCCUGGUGGUAUCGGGGCAGGAAGUAAUAUGAAAAUGGUACACCAAGUCCUUGCAGCCAUCCACAUUCUCGGAGCAAGCGAGGCAAUGGGCCUGGCAGCGCGUUUGGGCUUGGAGGCACAUACCGCCGCUGACGCGAUAAUUAAAUCUGACGCGUGGACAUGGAUGCACGAAAACAGACUCAAUAGAAUGCUCGAGGAAGACUGGAACCCGGGUGCCAGUGCACUGACAAUUAUUCUCAAGGAUGUGGGAAUCAUCACCUCAACGGCACGACUGCAAAAGUUUCCUACGCCAUUAUCAUCAACAGCAGAACAGGUCUACCUCACUGGCCUCGUUUAUGGAUGGGGUCCGAAAGAUGACUCCGCUAUGGUUCGCAUGUAUACUUCCGAGCCCAUAAUAAAAGUCAAUUCUACGCUUUCACCUGAAGAAACUUCUCGUCGACUCCGAAUGGUUACAAAGCUCAUGCAAUAUACUAACAUCGUUGCCGCCGCCGAAGCCGUUGCUUUUGCACGACAUCUAAACGUCGACAUGACGCAGUUCUACGAUCUUGUCAUCAACGCCGCCGGAGGCAGCAAGAUGUUCAACACACUCGGUGCGACUAUGAUAAAAGGAAUACCCAUUGGGGUGGCUGCGACAGGAGACUUGACCGUAGAUGAUAUUGUAAAGGAGCUAAGUGACAUUGUUCAGGAGGCUCGUGACUUGUAUACCCCGUUGAAUCUAGCAACAGCAGCAUUGAAUCAAUAUCUGGUUGCGCAACGGCGUGGAUGGGGGAAGGAAGCCGCUACAAGCAUCAUUAGAGCCUGGGAAAUUUGA